Molecule: messenger RNA, 435 nt
Organism: Elephantulus edwardii (Cape elephant shrew)
Lineage: Eukaryota; Metazoa; Chordata; Mammalia; Macroscelidea; Macroscelididae
Gene: CIRBP
Product: cold inducible RNA binding protein
Exons: 4
Coding region: 1-435 (144 amino acids)
Biological process (GO): positive regulation of mRNA splicing, via spliceosome
Cellular component (GO): spliceosomal complex
Molecular function (GO): RNA binding
Source: RefSeq, a predicted model, not a curated record
AUGGCGUCGGAUGAAGGCAAGCUUUUCGUGGGAGGCCUGAGCUUCGACACGAACGAGCAGUCGCUGGAGCAGGUGUUCUCCAAGUACGGACAGAUCUCGGAAGUGGUCGUGGUGAAAGAUCGGGAAACGCAGCGGUCACGAGGCUUUGGGUUUGUGACCUUCGAGAACAUCGACGACGCCAAGGACGCCAUGAUGGCCAUGAACGGGAAGUCUGUAGACGGCCGGCAGAUUCGAGUGGACCAGGCCGGCAAGUCUUCCGACAACCGCUCCCGGGGCUACCGCGGCGGGUCAGCUGGCGGCCGGGGCUUCUUCCGCGGGGGCCGGGGCCGGGGCCGCGGGUUCUCCAGAGGAGGCGGGGAUCGCGGCUACGGGGGCAGCCGGUUCGACUCCCGGAGCGGAGGUUACGGCGGGUCCAGAGACUAUUACAGCAGGUGA